CGCAAGACCUUAGCUCUACACAAAUCUAUUGUGGCACUCAGCAAGAUAAUACAGUCAGUCAAGAGGGCACUAGAUACGAGAACGUUUCUGGCCACAUUAACUGGAUGGUACAAGUAGCAAAGCAUGGUUUGAAAGCUAUGAGAUUGCAAGAAAGGCUUAAAGAUGACAAGCAG
Dentiscutata heterogama is the source of this 173-nucleotide messenger RNA. Lineage: Eukaryota; Fungi; Glomeromycota; Glomeromycetes; Diversisporales; Gigasporaceae. The record is from the annotation of a GenBank genome assembly.